CCCCCCCCCAGCUUACUUCCGCGCGGUGGAGCGGAGUGAACGUCUCGGUGUCGUCUUCGCGGAAUGCAAUUUCACGUGGAAGUUGCCACAGGCAGUGGAGAAUAAUUGUGACUCGAUCAUGGCUACAGCUUCUUGUGAUGAAGUGCGACCAGAGGGCCAACUUGACAUUUCAAGUGUUGUUGAUGAGGAAAAGACAAAUUUGCUUCAGCUCCCAGACCACACUGGAGGAUCAAUACCUAAUGAGGCAUUAUGUCUGCCCAACGAAUCGCAAGCCGUGGGUGUUGGUGCAUUGGCAGAACAUGUAAAUGUUCAAAAAGAGGAUUCAACAACAACAGAAUUGCAGCCAGAUGAGAGCCUCGGCGAAGGAAAACUUGCGGCAGUGCAAUUGAACUCUGAACUUUGUACCAAAUCGCGCCACGUAGAAGAAGCUAAAGGUGAACACAGCGAAGCAAUUGUAAAGAGCAGUACUGACGCAAAUGUGGUCGAGAUGAAUAGUGACUCUUCACAUGCAGCAGUUUGCAAUGCGGACAUUUUGGAUUCAAAAGCUGACACAAACAAUCAUGAAAAUAUCACUGCACAAGCAUCCAGUUCAGACUCGGAGAAGCCAGCACCUGAGUCGUCGCCUGAAUUGGUUCCUGCUGAAGAAGCAUUGUUAACUGAUAUUGAGAUGGAGCUCAUAGAGCUUGAGUUACCUCCAACCAUAAAAGUUCUUAAUGGAAUUAAAAAAGAAGCUAGCAUCGCCGCUGCUUUGCGUGAGCUGGAAACUCUAAGACUGCGUUGUUCUCUGCAAGAGGAAACCAUCAAUAAGUUGGCAGUGGUUGAUCAGAAGCAUCAAAAAGAGCUUUGUGAGCUACAAGCAGAGAACAAGAACCAGAAAGAAGCUUUAGAGAAACACAUUGCAACAGAGUUGCUCAAUAACUCCACUAUUAAACAGCUGGAAGAAAAGCUGCAGGGAUACCAGCAGGAGGUGACUGCGAGCAAGGAGCGGCUCGCUGCACAAGAACAGGCAUCCAGGAGCGCGAUGGCCCAGAUCCAGAAGGACUUGACCCUUCGCUUGGAGCAGGCCAAUAAGCGAUGCGAGGAAGAUCGUAAGGAGAAAGAGGCCAUGGUCAUGAAGUACGUGCGUGGGGAGAAGGAAGCGCUGGACCUGCGCAAGGACAAGGAGGGACUGGAGAAGAAGCUGCGUGAGAGUAUAAAGGAAAUGGAGAAGUUCACGGCCAGGGUGAAGCUGCUGACCCAGGAGAAAGGGCGUCUGGGCACUCUCUAUGAAGCCAGGGAUGGAGAUGUUCACAAACUGAACAAGGAAAUCGAGAAACAAAAAGAAGAAAUCAACUCUCGUGCCUCCAAAAUAAAAUGGGCCCAAAACAAGCUCAAAAGUGAGCUGGACUCUCACAAGGAAACCAAAGAGAAGCUACGGGAAACAACUGCCAAACUCUCAGAAGCAAGAGAAGAGACGGAACAAAUCCGAAUGAACUGUCAGGAGAUGAUCAAGACCUAUCAGGAGUCGGAGGAGAUCAAGUCCAACGAGCUGGACGUGCGUCUGCGUGUGACGGAGGGCGAGCUGCGGAAAAGGAGAGAGGAGCAGAACGACUACAUGGAGAUCCAUGGGGCUAAGAUCAAGGAGCUUGAACACCUCAAAAGGAACUUUAAAGAAGGCAUGGAUGAGCUGCGAACCCUGAGGACAAAGGUGAAGUGUCUUGAGGAGGAGAGGAUACGCACCGAGGAGGAGUUGGCCAAGUACCGGGAGAUCAUCAACCGGCAGAAGGCAGAGAUCCAGGAGCUGCAGGAGGGUGUGCGCGCAGUUGACCGCCUCCAAGAGCAGAUAGACAGCGAUGAACAGGAGCAGGCAGUUCUUCGCGAGGAGUUGGCGGGCCUGAACUGCCUUGUGGCCGACCUGCGGGUGGACAUCGCCGGUAGCCGUGAGCGCGAGGCCGAGCUGCUGGCCUUUGCCGAGCGACUCGCCAGCAAAAACGCACAGCUACAGUCCGACAGCAACGGCCUGCAGGCAAGUGUGGAUCGACUGGAGGCCUGCGAGCGCAAGCUGAUGCAGGAACUGCAAACGCAGGGCCAGGCCAAGGAAGCACUGGCUGAAGAGUUGGGGGUGGUGAAGAAGCAGCUGGAGGAGGAACAGCGCCGCCUGGGUGCAGAGCUCACAGAGGCGACCCGUCAGCUAGCACUGCUCCGUACACAGGCGGAUGAGUUGAGGGAUGAGCUGGCCACCCAGAAGCGAAAGCACGCUGCCAACACCAAGGAUAUGAGCAAGCAGCUGAUGCAUGCUCGUAGAAAACUGGAGCAGCUCGAAACUACUCAAGAAGGCAGGGAAUCUGGAGGCAUGGGAAGCCGCUCUAGCUCGUCUGGCUCGCUGAACGUGCGCGCAGGUGGCAGUCGCGACGAGGGCUUUUCGGAGGUGGCGGGCUCCAGCCCCGGCACAGCCGACAGCUUUCCAGAGGUGGACAAGAGCGUGCUCAUAGAGCGCAUCGUACGCCUGCAGAAGACUUUAGCCAAGAAGAACGAGAAAGUGGAAUUCCUGGAAGAUCACAAUCAACAACUCCUCGAAGAGCUGCGCAGGAAGACCAAGAUCAUACACAGUUACAUAAUGCGCGAGGAGUCGGGGGCCCUGUCCUCUGAAGCUUCGGACAUGAGCAAAGCACAGCUUUCGCGCAAGGGAGGCAUCAUGGCGUCAGUGUUUUCGUCGCAGCCGGCCGACAGCACCAUGACACUGGAGCUGUCUCUGCAGAUCAACCACAAGCUGCAAGCAGUGCUCGAGGACACAGUCCUCAAGAACAUCACCCUCAAGGAAAACAUGCAGACCCUUGGUAAAGAGAUUGAAAGACUCACAAAGCUUAUAGAAGAACAUCAGACAAAGAAUCAACCCUAAAUCAGCAUUGCUUGUGCAUAGGCUGGUAAAUGUCUUACGUGCAAGUACUUUGAUCUCUGAGCUCGGUACAACGGCUUCAGUUGAACACAAAUGAUCAUGACGUGUAUUUCAGUUUUAUAAGCACAUUGCUCUAAAUCGUGUUUGCUAUAAUUGCAUGGCUGGAAUUCUAAGUUAAAUUCAUUCUAACUCUAAUGUGAAAGAUGUAUGCGUGUGAUAAUUGAAUUAUAUAUAUUACAACAAAAAACAUUUUGCGUUUUAAGGUUAUUUUCCAUUGCAAUGUGGUAUGUUAAAUUAUAUUAUUUACUGCCAAAGAUGCACUGUAUAAAUUAAGGUGAUGAAAUGCAGAGCAUUCGGUGCAUAUUUGACUUUCUCAAUUAUUUCUGUCGUAAAAAUGAUUCGUUAUUAUCUAUUAGAGGUUUUCCACAUCACAUGUACAUAUCAUGCCACUGGCUGCACAAUAUUUUCCCAUCAAUUGGUGUGGAUUCACUGCGCCAGUUUGCUACACAAAUCCAGUGUCUGCUGCUGCUGUACACUAAUGUUGUCGGAGCUAAUCACAUGUCUUUACUGCAACAUUAUCUUGUUUGUGGGCACUGGCCUGUAACGUGACACUCCCAAGAAUGCAGUUCACCUACCCUCACUGGCUAACUUGCAGAUCCAGUGAUGCAAAUCAUUCCAUGAGUUCCCACCAUGUCAUGCCAGAACAUAGUGUCGUGAUCUCCUCACAUGGAUAAACUGUAGAGUGACUUACUGAUCUCUUGUGUACUUUCUAAUCUCUUUCAAGUGUAAUAGUGCAUUCAUAAUACCAUAAAACAUAUGAAGCCAGUCACCCAUGUGAACUGCAUCAACAUACCAUCAACCAAAUGUGUGUAUUUUUAAUGAGAUAUAUGUAUAAUAUGUAUAUAUAAUUGAGAUGCUGGUUAUAGUUGAGUAGAACAUUAUGAACUGUAACAUUUACUUUUUUGGGGAAGAAAAUAUGCUUUGCGUACUUUGUGGCAGACAUGUGGACAUUGCCUUGAACGGGCAACGGCUCCAAUCCUUCUCAACCAAAGUUACUUCCCUUUUCAUUCUGUUGCCAGUGUAAGAUGAUAAGAACCAUUUAUAUAACGAAUUCUAAAUAUAACAGUAGGGGACGGCAUGAAUUUAAUGUGACCAUUUGAAGAAUCUUAGUGCUAACUGCCAAACCCAAAUUAUAACGCCUUGGUCAUCAUAUGGAUAGCACGUUUUUUCCCCAAGAAUAUUGUGCUCUUGCCCCAACUGCUAGACAGUUUUCCAAAUAGUUAAGUCAUAUUUUUUAUCAUACAAGCAUAUACAUUGUCCAAGUAAUGGUAUGUGCCAAGUAUAUGUUGUAUAAAAGUGACCAUAGCUCCUAUUAAUGCGGUAUUGUCUACAUAAAAUAGUCAAUUGAUGACCUGUUUAAAUUAUCCCCAACAUUGUUAACAAUGCAUGCUGCACAUCCAUGUAGGUAGGUGUGAUAUGUGUUCAUGUACACUUACGGUUUAUUUUAAAUGUUCUUUGUUGUGCAAAAUGUAUGUGUGUGCGUCUGGUUCUUUAUGUAAAAUUUAUGAACAUAACCAUUUUUGAAUCUAUUUUAAUUGUACCUUAUCUGUAUUUUAGUAUGUUGAAGUUUGCUGUCUUUCAUGCCCUGCAAAUAUCUAUUGGUUUUACAAUAAUUAUGAAAUGUUAACAUGAAAGCAUUUUUGUCAUUAAGUCACGUCGUAGAGAAAUAAAACAUACUGUAUAUAUGUAUAUGUGUGUAUAAAUAUAUACAGUAUAUACAUUUACACAUGUGUAAUGUACAUUGUUUCUUAAUGUGUUCAUUCUUGUAUGUAUAUAUGGAAAUAUCGUUUAAUAAAGGUUUUCAUAA
Molecule: messenger RNA, 4742 nt
Organism: Lethenteron reissneri (Far Eastern brook lamprey)
Lineage: Eukaryota; Metazoa; Chordata; Hyperoartia; Petromyzontiformes; Petromyzontidae
Gene: CCDC186
Product: coiled-coil domain containing 186
Biological process (GO): vesicle cytoskeletal trafficking
Cellular component (GO): trans-Golgi network
Molecular function (GO): small GTPase binding
Source: RefSeq, a predicted model, not a curated record